AUGGUUCUCCACAAAAUCUCCUCUCCGCACGACCCGCCGGAGUCCCACUACCACCUCGCCCAUCCGCCCAACUCCGCCGUCCACCACCCCGCCUCCGCCGCCGCCGUUCUCAGGCCCAAGGCCAGCGCUUCCAAGAGGACCGCCGCCGGCUCCCCGUCCAGCAGGGACCGCCACACCAAGAUCAACGGCCGCGGCCGCCGCGUCCGGCUACCGGCCCUCUGCGCCGCCCGUGUCUUCCAGCUGACCCGGGAGCUGGGCCUCCGCUCCGACGGCGAGACCAUAGAGUGGCUUCUCCGCCAGGCCGAGCCCUCGAUUGUCGCCGCUACCGGCUCCGGCACCGUCCCCGCCGAGGCCGUCUCCACCUCCUCCGGCGUCCUCCCGCCGUCCCCCGCUUCGUCCACCGUCCAGGCUGCCGCGGUCACCGUGGCAGCGGCGGCGCAGGGUGGCUGCAGGCUGGACCUUUGCCAGCCGCCGCCGUUGGAGCUGGGUUUUUUUCCGGACAGGUACCACCACAUGCCGUUCACGGCGUUGCUCCUCCAGCCGGCUGUGGUGGAGGCGGAGGAGGUGCACCGCCCGGCGGAUAGGAAUCAGGAGCAGUAA
Molecule: messenger RNA, 600 nt
Organism: Striga hermonthica
Lineage: Eukaryota; Viridiplantae; Streptophyta; Magnoliopsida; Lamiales; Orobanchaceae
Source: the annotation of a GenBank genome assembly